Molecule: messenger RNA, 1353 nt
Organism: Talaromyces stipitatus ATCC 10500
Lineage: Eukaryota; Fungi; Ascomycota; Eurotiomycetes; Eurotiales; Trichocomaceae
Product: O-methyltransferase, putative
Exons: 4
Coding region: 1-1353 (450 amino acids)
Molecular function (GO): O-methyltransferase activity
Source: RefSeq, a predicted model, not a curated record
AUGAAUCAAUCAGCAACUCUACAGUCUCUUUCUUCUACGAUUGGUCUGAAAGUCACAGAAUUUUCAAAUCUUCUCAAGGAAGCUGGUCUCCCAGAGCCCUCAUUUGCCGAGAAGAGUUAUGCCGACUUUGCUCAUGGAACAGCAACUUCGACAGAGAGUACCUUACGCCAGGUCAGGAAUGACCUAAUCGAUGCAGCAAAAGAUAUAAUACGCUUGGCUAUGGGGCCAAUUGAUCAGGUUUUAUCAUUGGCAUGGUCGGCCUCCGAUACCGCCAACAUCAACAUCAUCAAUACAUUUUCCAUUGCUCAGAAUGUCCCCUCUGGCUCAUCUAUCUCCGCCGAAGAUCUCUCUGCCGCAACAGGUCUGCCCGUGGACGAGCUCACCCGUACUGUUCGUUACGCAAUCACGAACGGCAUCUUCACCGAGUAUACACCAGGACUUUUCGCACACAGCGCUGCAUCUGCGGCUCUCGCACACAACAAGCACCUCAGGGACAUUUGUGAUUUUAACACCGACUUUCUGGCCUCAAUCCAAAUCAAGCUAGCCGAGGCUUUGAAGGCAAGAGCAUCAGGAGCAAGCGACGCGCCCCAUGCUGCAUUUAAUGUGGCAUAUAGAACGAAAGACGAUCUGUUCCAACAUUUCCACAAAGAUGCGGAUUUGAACGCGAAAUAUCAUGCGUACCUGGCCGGACGCGUGAAUACACCACUUUGGUCCGUCGAUCGCCUUUUGACAGCUUGGAAUUGGAGUGCAUUAGGAGACGCCACUGUUGUAGAUUGCGGUGGCUCGUCGGGUCACACUUGUGUCUCAUUAGCAUCUAUCUGCCCGCAGACGAAGUUCAUUGUGCAAGAUAUGUCUACUGAUGCGAUGGAGCUUGGUCGUGAGAGCGUCGCAUUCCUCUCGUCAUCGGAUUCAUCAAGUCCAUAUCACGAUCUAAGUUCCCGGAUCACAUUCGCUACGCACGAUUUCUUCACUGAACAAAAGACCCUCGCUGAUGUGUAUAUUUUUCGACACAUUUUGCACGACUGGAACGAUGAAAACAGUGUCAAGAUAUUGAAGGCUCUAGUUCCAGCUUUAGAGAAAAAGUCUGCUCAAUGCAAUGGGCGACAUCCUCGAGUCCUUAUAAGCGAGGGGAUUGUUCCUCCACCGCCUGAGAAGAGAAGAGGAACAGUAACAGAAAAAAUGAUCAGAAUCGAGGAUUCCAUCAUGCUCGCGGCUCAUAACGCUUGUGAACGCAACGUUCAAGAUUUCAUUGACAUUUUCCAGGCCGCAGACCCCCGCUUCUCUUUCAUUGGGGAGACUUCUGGGGCCAAAGAAGGAGCGUUUCAAUCCCUGCUCGAGUUCGAGUUUGUUUAG